Mugil cephalus (flathead mullet) is the source of this 6108-nucleotide messenger RNA. Its product is annotated as Golgi apparatus protein 1-like. Gene Ontology annotation, cellular component: Golgi membrane. Lineage: Eukaryota; Metazoa; Chordata; Actinopteri; Mugiliformes; Mugilidae. Bases 42 to 3482 code for a protein of 1146 amino acids. The record is from RefSeq and is a predicted model, not a curated record. Gene Ontology annotation, molecular function: fibroblast growth factor binding. The transcript has 27 exons.
GAAGUGAUGCAGUGUCUCAUUAGCUUGACAGUGGAGUGAAGAUGGCGACGUACAGUCGCUCUCGGCUGCUGUUGCCGCUGCUGCUCUUAUCCUCCGUGUAUCUCUGCGGCUUCGGCUCCGUCCUCGGCUUGAAGGCGGCCAGCGGACCGGGCGAGCCGCAGAACCCGCCCCACCUGCGGGCCGUGGAUCCGCCGGCCAAGGAUGCACCUGCCGCCGCUGGGGCCUCUCAGCCUCGAAGGGCGACGGGUUGGAAGCUGUCGGAGGAGGAGGCCUGCCGGGAGGACCUGACUCGCCUCUGUCCCAAACACACCUGGACCAACAACCUGGCCGUGCUGGAGUGCCUGCAGGACCGCAGAGAGGAAACCGAUAUUGCCCCUGACUGCAACCAUCUCCUGUGGAACUACAAACUGAACCUGACAACAGAUCCGAAGUUCGAGUCUGUGGCCAUGGAGGUCUGCAAGAGCACCAUCGCUGAGAUAAAGGAGUGCAACGAAGAGGAGCGGGGGCGGGGCUACCUGGUGUCCUGCCUGGUGGAUCACCGCGGCAACGUCAGCGAGUACCAGUGCAACCAGUACAUCACCAAGAUGACCAGCAUCGUCUUCAGCGACUACCGGCUGAUCUGCGGCUUCAUGGACAAAUGCAAGGAGGACAUCAACAACCUGCACUGCGGCAGCAUCAAUGUGGGACACAAGGACGUCCACUCCCAGGGCGAAGUCAUCGCCUGCCUGGAGAAGGCGUUGGUGAGCGAGGCGGAGCACCAGGACCGAGCUCGUCCAAUCAAAGAGGAGUGUCAGAAAGCCAUCCUGCGGGUGGCGGAGCUGUCGUCGGACGACUUUCACCUCGACCGCCACCUUUACUUCUCCUGCCGGGACGACCGAGAGAGGUUCUGUCAGAACACUCAGGCUGGAGAAGGAAAAGUCUACAAGUGUCUGUUCAAUCACAAGUUUGAAGAGGCCAUGUCGGAAAAGUGUCGUGACGCUCUCACCACCCGCCAGAAGCUGAUCUCACAGGACUACAGGGUCAGUUACUCUCUGGCUAAAGCCUGCAAGCUGGACCUGAGGAAGCAGCGCUGCAGCCUGGACACGAACCUGCCGCGAGCCCGCGAGGCCAGACUGUCCUACCUGCUGCUGUGCCUGGAGGCCGCCGUGCACCGGGGUCGUCCCGUCAGUGGCGAGUGUCAGGGGGAGAUGCUGGACUACAGGCGGAUGCUGAUGGAGGAUUUCUCCCUGAGUCCGGAGAUCGUGCUUCACUGCCGGACGGAGAUCGAGGCCCACUGCUCCGGUCUCCACCGCAAAGGCCGCACGCUGCACUGCCUGAUGAGAAUCGGCCGCGGCGACAGAAGCGCCGCCGUCGACAGCGUCUGUCAGAGCGCGCUGCAAACUCUGAUCCAGUCUGCCGACCCCGGAGCCGACUACCGGAUCGACCGAGCGCUCAACGAGGCCUGCGAGUCCGUCAUCCAGACGGCCUGCAAACACAUCCGCAACGGAGACCCGAUGAUCCUGUCAUGUCUGAUGGAACAUCUGUACACAGAGAAGAUGGUGGAGGACUGUGAACAUCGGCUGCUGGAGCUGCAGUAUUUUAUAUCCAGAGACUGGAAACUGGACCCCGUCCUGUAUAAGAAGUGUCAGGGCGACGCCGCCCGGCUCUGUCACACCCACGGCUGGAACGAGACCAGCGAGCUGAUGCCGCCGGGCGCCGUCUUCUCCUGCCUCUAUCGCCACGCCUACCGCACCGAGGAGCAGGGACGACGGGAAAAUUCAGGCGAGGAGUUAUCUCGGGACUGUAAAGUGGAGGUUCAGAGGAUUCUCCACCAGAGGGCGCUGGACGUGAAGUUGGACCCGGAGCUGCAGAAACGCUGCAUGACCGACCUCGGCAAGUGGUGCAGCGAGAAGACGGACACUGGACAGGAGCUGGAGUGUCUGCAGGAUCAUCUGGAGGACCUGGUGUCCAGCUGCAGGGAGGUCGUCAGCAACCUGACAGAGCUGGAGUCAGAGGACAUUCAGAUAGACGCUCUGCUCAUCAGAGCCUGUGAACCCGUCAUCCAGGCCCACUGCCACGAUGUAGCCGAUAACCAGAUCGAUACGGGUGAUCUGAUGGAGUGCUUGGUUCAGAAUAAACACCAGAAGGAGAUGAACGACAAGUGCACGGUCGGCGUUACACACUUCCAGCUGGUCCAAAUGAAGGAUUUCCGGUUCUCCUACAAGUUCAAGAUGGCCUGCAAGGAGGACGUCCUGCGCUUGUGUCCAAACAUCAAGAAAAAGGUGGACGUCGUGAUCUGUCUCAGCACCACGGUGAGGAACGAUACGCUGCAGGAGGCCAGGGAGCAGCGGGUUUCCCUCAAGUGUCGCAAACAGCUGCGGGUGGAGGAGCUGGAGAUGUCUGAAGAUAUUCGGUUGGAACCAGAGUUGUAUGAUCCCUGCAAGUCCGACAUCAGUCGCCUGUGUCCCAACGUGGCCUUCGGUAACGCUCAGAUGAUCGAGUGUCUGAAGGAGCAGAAGAAGCAGCUGAGUCAGCACUGCCACCAGAGGAUCUUCAGGCUGCAGGAAGUGGAGAUGAGCGACCCCGAGCUCGACUACCAGCUGAUGAGAGUUUGCAAGCAGAUGAUCAAGCGCUUCUGUACCGAAGCGGACGCCAGGAACGUCCUCCAGUGUCUGAAGCAGAACAAGAACAGCGAGCUGAUGGAUCCCAAGUGUAAACAGAUGAUCACCAAGAGGCAGAUCACACAGAACACAGACUACCGGCUGAACCCGGUGCUGAGGAAAGCUUGCCGAGCCGACAUCCCGAAGUUCUGCCAGUCCAUCCUGAACAAGGCGAGCGAGGACAGCGAGCUGGAGGGUCAGGUCAUCGCCUGCCUCAAACUCAAAUACGCCGACCAGAGGUUGUCUCCAGACUGUGAAGACCAGAUCAGAGUGAUUCUCCAGGAGUCGGCGCUCGACUACAGACUGGACCCACAACUGCAGAUGCACUGUUCAGAUGAGAUCUCCAGAUUGUGUGCGGAGGAGGCGGCAGCUCAGGAGCAGACGGGUCAGGUGGAAGAGUGUCUGAAAGUCAACUUGUUGAAAAUCAAACAGGAGGCCUGUAAAAAGGAAGUCCUGAACAUGCUGAAGGAGAGUAAGGCGGACAUCUUCGUGGACCCCGUCCUCCACACGGCCUGCGCUCUCGACCUCAAGCAUCACUGCGCCGCCAUCACACCGGGCAGAGGACGACAGAUGUCGUGUCUGAUGGAGGCGUUGCAGGACAAGAGGGUUCGUCUGCAGCCUGAGUGCAAGAAAAGGCUUCAAGACCGUAUCGACAUGUGGAGCUAUGCUGCAAAGGUGGCGCCGGCGGAGGGCUUCUCAGACCUGGCCGUCCAGGUGAUGACGUCCCCCUCCAAGAACUACAUCCUGCUGAUGAUCGCACUGAGCGUGUGCGUCCUCUUCCUGGUGGGGCUGCUGUGCGGUCGCAUCACCAAGCGAGUGACCAGAGAGCUGAAGGACCGGUAGAGGACGAGGACGAGCCCCCGACGCUUCAGAAAGGACUGACUCCUCGCUCCCUCCCCCUCCUCCUCCCCCCUCCUCCCCCUGGAUCUGUAACCAGCCGACCUGCACAGUGCCAACACCACAUCUGGAUCCCCUCCUCCUCCUCCUCCAUCUAAAUCCUGCGUCUCCAAACUGGGGGAGCACUUAUCAAAGAGUUUUUCCUCGCUCGUAUUUUCCCCCCCUUUCUCCCCUCCCCUCCCCUCCCCGCUACCCCCCCCCCACCCCCACAAACGAAUCUGCUUCUGCUGCCGAUGUUGUUUGGGGUCGGAUGCGAGGUCGUCCAGCAUCUUUUAAGUUUCUAAAUAAGCGCUGUUCAUGAUGUGACUGAGGGCUGCUGCUUCUGAGGGUAGGAUGCUUUCGGCCCCGACGCUUUUCUUUUUCUUUUCUUUUCUUUCGGUGAUAUAUAACAGAGACCGGAGCACGAAGAGCAACAGGUUUUCUUUUUACUUUUUUUUUGUUUUUUUGUGACUGCAGUGGCCUGAAAUGCACACGUGGAAUCUUAUGAGGCAAAACUUUGUUGCUGUUGAAUUAUGAGCGUUUGGUCCCGUCCUCUCCACAUACUCUGUGUCUGCAUCGGGACCAGCUCCACUUCACUUGCUACAGACUGAGAACGAAGGUCAAGCUGGUCUCAUCGUGGUCAUCAACAGGAAUGUCGUGUGCAUAUUUUUUGGUUUUUUUAAUUUAAACGCUGAUUUGUUUGCACUUUUAUUCUUUUUUUUUUUUUACGUUCAUGCCUUAUUUAUUGCUGAUUAAUAAUCUGAUCCUGAUAUUCGGACGUUGUUUGACGGUAAAAACAGAGCAGCUCGUGGAGAUGAGGUUGACCAGUAUCGUUCACAUCCUUUGCUUCGUUAGCUGAAGGAUUUCAUGUAAAAACAUGUAGGUUUUAGAUUCACAGGAAGUUCCUUUUAAAGCUAAGCUAAGCUAAGCUAAGCUAACUGCCGUCCGGAUCCACCUGCCCAGAACCAAACAGACAAAUAAGUGACAGAAAAUAUCACAGAAAGUAACUUGGAGUUGCCGGAACCAAUAAUGGAUGUUUAACUUUGCACUUAAAUUAAUCGCAUCUGCAGAGUCUCAUUUAUUAUUUUGUAAAAAAUAAAUAAAUAAAUAAUUAUUUUGCAUCUUAGUUUUACUGUAAAUUCAUUUCUGUGAAUGGUUAAGAACACACAGUAUUUAUUUCAUUUAUUAAUAAUGAAUUAAAGCUCAUCCUCUAAUUAAAUGGUCGCUAAAGGUUUCGGUGCAGAUUAAAACACGACAUUAGUGAAAUUUUAUCCUGUUUUUGCGCUAAGCUAAGCUAAGCUAAGCUAGUAACUGUCUGGUUCCAUCUGCCCAAAACCAAACAUAUAAAUAAGAGGCCAAACCGAUUCACCCAGAGUAACUUCACAGCCUGAUGCAACAAAUGUCCCAUUUUGAAAUUCAGAACUGAUUAUUCCUUUUAAUGUGACUUUAACUGUAGCUAAAACGGUACAAACAUUAUUUAACACUUUUAAUUUUGCACAUUUGCAGAGCCUCAUUUAUUAAUUUGUUAAAAAAUACAUAAUUAUUAUUUUUCUGCCUUUUUUUGUUAUGAAUUAAUUCCUGUGAAUGAUUAAGAACAAUAAAAGUGAAUCAAAGCUUGUUCUCUUAAAACAAAUAUCCUGAAUGCAUUUAGAAAAUCUAGAAGCGAUGUUCCCUCAGUGGUUAAUGGACGUUUAUGUGACUUAAACUGUGGCUACGGAGGCACAAACAUACUUAACAUUUUUUUAAUUUUGCACUCACAUCUGCAGAGCCUCAUUUCUUAAUUUGUAAAAAUAUAUAUUUAUAUUUUGCAUCUUUUUUUCAUUGUGAAUUAAUUUCUGUGAAUGAUUAAGACGACUCAGUAUUUAGUUCUCAUCUGAUAAACGUUAAUUAAAGCCUCUAACUAACUGGCGAUGUAAACCAGCUGCUACUUUAGCUAAAGGUUUUAUCCUGUUGAUGCCCGCUUUUGUUCUAAGCUAAGCUAAGCUAGGCUAAGCUAAGCUAAUCGGUGUCUGGUUCCACCUGCCCAGAACCAAACAAACAAACUGCUGAGAGCAGCUUUAAGUAGCUCAGUGGAGUCUUUUUAUUGCAGCCGGCUGGAAUAUUCUGAUCCGGAUGUUUAAACUCAACAUCUGACGAUCAUUGUGCAGGGUUUUAGUCGAUGGUUUUGCAGGGAAAUUGCACGUGAUUUUAUCUGUUUAUCAAACACCAUUUAACAUUUUUAAUUUUUUGCACUUUACGUGAUCACAUCUCCAGAUCCUCAGCAGCUUUUUGUUGUAAAUUAUUUCUGCUCCUCCUCCUCCUCUAAACAGAGAAACGAAUCGUACCAGUGUUCAAAAAUACUCCAGAGCUAACAGUUCGCUGCUGUUUCUGUUUCUGAUCCAUCGUUCAGUUUCUGACAGAGAUGAAUAAAGACAGCCUUGGGUUUUGUGAGUCUCUCCGUGUACGAACUUUAUCGAUGUGCAGUUGCGUUCUUUUUAGAAUAUGCCCAUGUAAUAUGAAGAUGUAACAGAUCUAUCAUUGUGACAUUUGAUUUUGCUGUACAGAUGAAAUUUGUCAAUUUAAUAAAAAAAACAAAUGUCUGCAGUUUUUCCUA